Molecule: messenger RNA, 2722 nt
Organism: Gavialis gangeticus (Gharial)
Lineage: Eukaryota; Metazoa; Chordata; Crocodylia; Gavialidae
Gene: BACE1
Product: beta-secretase 1
Exons: 9
Coding region: 471-1976 (501 amino acids)
Biological process (GO): amyloid-beta metabolic process; membrane protein ectodomain proteolysis
Cellular component (GO): endosome; membrane; trans-Golgi network
Molecular function (GO): aspartic-type endopeptidase activity
Source: RefSeq, a predicted model, not a curated record
UUGGCUUUGACAGCAGCCGCCACAAGUCUUUCCGCCUCCAAAUCUCGGUUGCAGAGCGGAGAGAUUAUGGUGGACUGACAACGCUGCCUGCAGACGGACCCUGCCCGAGGGUUUCCCAUGCUCCAACUAACCAAAAGAAGAAGAAAAAAGCCAUCCUCCCAGCAUGACUGCUGCUCCCGGGGGCCUCUUGGCACCGCGUCGCCUCCCGCCUCACCUGCCUGCUUGAUGUCUUCUGCCGUCCCUAGAGACAUCUCUACACCCAUGUAUUUUUCAUGCUGGAAGUCUCGAUGCCCCCGAGCCGCUGCUGGUGACCGCGGGGCGGCUAUGAAGUAGCCCUCCGGCAGCUGAGUACAACGCGCUGUCCUCCCAGCCCGCAUGCAUUUCUCUUUGCGAAGGGAAGGAUUUUCUUGAAGGCAAAGCCAGCGCCCGCCGCCUCCAGACCCCCCCGCGAGGGACGGACUCUCACCGACAUGGCUCACGUGUUGCCCUGGCUGCUGCUCUGCCUGGGCUCUGGCGUGGUGCGAGCCGGCCGCGCGCAGCUGGGGAUCCACGUGCCGCUGCGCAACGGGCUGGGGCCCCCGGCCCAGGGCCACCGGGUGCAGCGAGCCGCCGAGGGGGAGCAGGAGGACUCCAAGCAAGGGAGCAAUUUUGUGGACAUGAUAGAUAACUUGCGGGGCAAGUCUGGGCAGGGCUACUAUGUGGAGAUGACUGUUGGGAGCCCCCCGCAAAAGCUGAACAUCCUGGUGGACACAGGCAGCAGCAACUUUGCAGUUGGGGCAGCACCUCACGCGUUCCUGCAGAGGUACUACCAGCGGCAGCUGUCCAGCACGUACCGGGACCUGCGGAAGGGUGUCUACGUGCCGUAUACCCAGGGCAAGUGGGAGGGGGAGCUCGGGACCGACCUGGUCACCAUCCCCCACGGCCCCAGAGUCACCGUCCGAGCCAACAUUGCAGCCAUCACCAAGUCGGACAAGUUCUUCAUCAACGGCUCCAACUGGGAGGGGAUCCUGGGGCUGGCCUAUGCUGAGAUCGCCCGGCCUGAUGACAGCUUGGAGCCCUUCUUUGACUCACUGGUGAAGCACACGCGGGUCCCCAACAUCUUCUCCCUGCAGCUGUGUGGGGCAGGCUUCUCCCCCAACGAGUCCGAGGCCUUGGCAUCAGUUGGUGGCAGCAUGAUCAUUGGCGGCAUCGACCAUUCCCUCUAUGUCGGCAGCAUCUGGUACACUCCCAUCAGGAAGGAGUGGUACUACGAGGUCAUCAUUGUCAAGGUCGAGAUCAACGGGCAGGACCUGAAGAUGGACUGCAAAGAGUACAACUAUGACAAGAGCAUUGUGGACAGCGGGACCACCAACCUCCGGCUGCCGAAGAAGGUGUUUGAGGCUGCAGUCAAGUCCAUCAAAACAGCAUCUUCGACGGAGAAGUUCCCCGACGGCUUCUGGCUGGGGGAGCAGCUGGUGUGCUGGCAGGUCGGCACCACCCCCUGGCACAUCUUCCCCAUCAUCUCACUCUAUUUGAUGGGCGAGGCCACCAACCAGUCCUUCCGGAUCACCAUCCUGCCCCAGCAAUACCUGCGCCCCGUGGAGGAUGUGGCUACCUCCCAGGAUGACUGCUACAAGUUUGCCAUCUCGCAGUCCUCCACUGGCACCGUCAUGGGCGCCGUCAUCAUGGAGGGCUUCUACGUCAUCUUCGACCGGGCCCGCAAGCGCAUCGGCUUUGCGGUCAGCACCUGCCACGUGCACGACGAGUUCCGGCGGGCGGCGGUGGAGGGGCCAUACCUGCACCCCGACAUGGCAGACUGUGGCUACAACAUCCCGCAGACGGACGAGUCCACGCUGAUGACCAUCGCCUAUGUCAUGGCAGCCAUCUGCGCCCUCUUCAUGCUGCCGCUCUGUCUGAUGGUCUUCCAGUGGCGCUGCUUCCGCUGCCUGCGGCGGGACCACGACGACUUUGCCGACGACAUAUCCUUGCUCAAGUGACGCCUGCCCCGCAGGCCGAGGGGGCUGCUGGAGCCUGCUCCUGGGGGGCCCAGAGCCAGGGCGGGAGCAGGCACAGCUCCGACUUGGGGCAUGGGCUCUUCUGCCCCUGGAACACGAGGUGCCUGGCAGGGAGGGGGAAGGGAGCGAUCCUGUCUGCCAGCAGCAGAGCCAUUGCCCAGAGGCAGGCCCCUGGUGCCCCCCUUGCCCUCCCACCUCCCCUGUGGCAGCCGGGUCCUGGGGUGGGCGCUGGAGCAGCGAGGGAGGGUGAGGCACUGGUGGCAGGGCAGCCCCGGGCUGGGGAGCAGGGCGCCAGUGGUCGGUGGGGGUCACUGUCCCAUGCUUUCAGGUUCAGUUGGUUGGUUCCUAACUAAUACCCCAGGUGGGCUGCUGCCCUGGGGGGGCUGGGGACAGCCCCUCCAUGGUGUGCCAGGCAGACAUGGAGUCGCUGCCCUCCACACCCUGGAGGCAGCUGCCCCACACCUGCCUCAGCCAGGGACACAUUGCCAGAGGCUGAAGAGGGCAGCAGCCUCAGAGGCGCCUGUGCCCUGGCCCAGGGGUGGCAGCUCUGGGGCUUUCGCUGGCCUCUCCCGUGUGGUACCGCAGGUCGUGCUUUGACCCCAUCAGGCGGUCAGAGCCCGGACCCCAGGAGACCUGCCUGCAGUGCAAGGGAGCUCGGUCACGGGGCAGAGGACCAGGGCUAUACCGAGCCUCUUCCUUGGCACCUGCGCUGGCUCAGCCUUCCCCCA